Ornithodoros turicata is the source of this 585-nucleotide messenger RNA. RefSeq lists its product as uncharacterized. The coding region runs from base 1 to 585 and encodes 194 amino acids. Gene Ontology annotation, molecular function: nucleic acid binding. NCBI's taxonomy places the organism in Eukaryota, Metazoa, Arthropoda, Arachnida, Ixodida, Argasidae. The record is from RefSeq and is a predicted model, not a curated record. Gene Ontology annotation, biological process: DNA integration. The transcript is spliced from 2 exons.
AUGGCUUUCCUCGGUGUUCACCAUAUCAGCACCACGGCAUACCACCCUUCCUCCAACGGCCUCGUCGAGCGCUUUCAUCGUCAGCUGAAAGCUUCGCUCAUCGCUCGCGAGGCCCAAACCAGCUGGGUGGACCACUUGCCUGUUGUCAUGCUGGGCAUCUGUUCGGCCUUCAAGGAGGACCUCUCCUGCACCGCAGCCAAGCUUGUUUACGGGACGACACUGGCGACUGGGAAUACCGACGGCGUCGCCGCCCCCUCCAAAGUUUUCCUCCACCCCGACCUCAACACAAGCACCCACGUGUUCCUGCGCCAUGAUGCUGUGCGGAAGCCGCUCUCGCCACACUAUAAUGGCCCCUACCGUGUUCUCUCCCGGAACAGCAAGACCUUCACAAUCGACAUCGCGGGCCAGCGCCAAGUCGUCUCGCUGGACCGCCUUAAGCCGGCCUACCUUGAAGCCGUCGCCCCUGCUCCCCCACUCGCUCUUGGCGAGGACUCUUCCCCCGCCUUAUCUCCUCCGAAGCCUCGUCGCAAAGUUACUUGGGCAGCUCCGCUUCGUGUCCACAGCCCCACGUCGCCUCCGCUCUAA